Messenger RNA from Soboliphyme baturini, 471 nucleotides. The record is from the annotation of a GenBank genome assembly. Lineage: Eukaryota; Metazoa; Nematoda; Enoplea; Dioctophymatida; Soboliphymatidae.
AUGAAAACCGCCGUACCGAGCCUUGGCAUCAGCGUGAGUGUAGCGGAAGAUCCGACGGUUCGUUCAUCCUUGUACCAGGAAUCGUUCAGUGAUACCUCUGCGGGUAAUGGUGAUGGUUAUCGAAAUCACAUGAAACUUAGCCCUGUACAAGAAGGAAAGAUUGAGCAUUUUUCCCCGUCUGAAAAAACUCAGCAAUCAUCCGAUCGUUCAGCCGAACCUCAGUACGUCUACCAGAACGCGGAGGAGGAGGCACCGCGAGCGCAAGUAAUUGGCAGCCAGGAAAUUUACAAAGACCCGAGGCAAGAGCGAUUGAAAAGCCAGAAGCCCUUCACAAAUCAGAUCGAAGGAGAAAAGCUAAGCUUCAAGGAUAAAAUGCGCCUAUUUGCAAAAGAGAUUGGCGAAUCUACUCCAAAGGAACGUGUUAGAGUUUCGAGUGCUCAGAGAAUAAUUGAACAGUCGUUGAACGUAUGA